Messenger RNA from Adineta steineri, 528 nucleotides. The record is from the annotation of a GenBank genome assembly. Lineage: Eukaryota; Metazoa; Rotifera; Eurotatoria; Adinetida; Adinetidae.
AUGACUGAACAAAACUCUGGUAAUUCAACUGUGGAAGAACUUGAAAGAUAUUUCGAAGAAGAAGAAUCUGCUGCUGCUGCUGCUGCUGCUCAUAUCUUACAAAUACAACAAGAGGAAACUCCACUAGAUAAUAUCAAUGAAAGUUUAUCGACAAUUACAACAAUGACACCUAAUCCUUUGGACAUAGCAUUUGUCAAUGAGACUUCUGACAGUGAACAAAGUCAAAAUGGUGUAUUUCAACAACAAAGUCAAACCACUCGUGUAGUAUCAUCGCUUGUCGAUGGUUUGAUCGAUACAAUCUCAACUAAACGAGAACCUACAAUGAUAUCAAUAGGUACAAUGGCUAAAACACCAAUAAAGAUGAAAUCAACAGGUACAUUGCCAAUAACACCAAAAGCAACAAAAUCAACUGGUACAAUGCCAAAAACACCGAUAGCCACAAAAUCGACAGGUACAGUACCUAAAACACCGACAGCAACAAAAUCAAUAGGUACGAUGCCAAAAACCCCAACAACUGGAUCAACAUGA